This is a messenger RNA of Esox lucius (northern pike), 1555 nucleotides long. It is a transcript of the gene rab33a, whose product is annotated as RAB33A, member RAS oncogene family. Gene Ontology annotation, cellular component: Golgi apparatus; endosome. Gene Ontology annotation, molecular function: GTP binding; GTPase activity. Gene Ontology annotation, biological process: Rab protein signal transduction. Lineage: Eukaryota; Metazoa; Chordata; Actinopteri; Esociformes; Esocidae. Bases 16 to 735 code for a protein of 239 amino acids. The transcript has 2 exons. The record is from RefSeq and is a predicted model, not a curated record.
CAUCAUCUUAUCGUAAUGGCAAAUGAAUCUCUUGAAAAUGAGGGAGAUGCCGUUUCGAGAAACUCAAGAAAUACACAUUUUACAUCAUCUGUGGAUCUUAGCACGUCCUUAGAUUCGAGUGUUCAGACACGAAUAUUUAAAAUAAUUGUAAUCGGGGAUUCAAAUGUAGGGAAAACCUGCUUAACCUUCCGCUUCACCGGUGGGAGUUUUCCCGAGAAGACGGAGGCGACAAUCGGUGUGGAUUUCAGGGAGAAAGCGGUGGAAAUAGAGGGCGAAAAAAUAAAGGUGCAGGUGUGGGACACGGCAGGACAGGAGCGCUUCAGGAAGAGCAUGGUAGAACAUUACUACCGUAAUGUGCACGCUGUGGUUUUUGUUUACGAUGUCACCAAGAUGGCUUCAUUUCAGAACCUGAAGACGUGGAUCCAGGAAUGCAAUGGCCACCGCGUCUCGUCCACGGUGCCUCGCGUUCUGGUGGGUAACAAGUGUGACCUGGUUAAUCAGAUCCAAGUGCCCUCCAACACUGCACUCAAGUUUGCAGACGCCCACAACAUGCUGCUUUUUGAGACCUCGGCAAAGGACCCCAAGGAGAGCCAAAACGUGGACUCAAUUUUCAUGUGCCUGGCGUGUCGGCUGAAAGCCCAGAAGUCCCUGCUGUACAGGGAUGUGGAGAGAGAGGAUGGAAGGGUUAGGCUUUCACAAGAGACAGAUGUUAAUAAGAGCAACUGCCCUUGCUGAAGGACAUACUGUGACGCUUCUCCGAUCUGCAAUGAAUCCUCUCCCUUCCCUUUUAAUACUGCUGUGACUUGAAUUGAAUAAUUUAACAUAAACAACAUUAGACGUUUUUGUUCUAAUGUUACUGUAACAUUUAUCAAAGGAAUGUGCCUGCAGUUGUUUAAAUGUUUCUCGUUGAAUGGCCUAAAUUGUUUAUGGUAGGUCUGUCAGUCUGUGUACACCUAUUUCUGACCUUCUCUUGUUUAACUAACUUUCUUUGAUAUAUUAUCAUCAUCAAAUUCUGUAUUUCCUCCUAAUAAUGGCCUUAAGGCAAGAGAGGUCAUUCAGUGUUGUGUUUUUUUUAAAGUAUGUUUAUUUAUUUUGUAUUUGAGUUGUACAUAUCUGUACAUUUCUGCGGUCAGUAUUAUUGCUUCAUGCAAUUAAGUUGUGUGUAACAUGUUUCUCAUGAAGGGGCUUUCAUAAAAAUAUGGUAUUCCAUGUCAGACAGUUUGGGCAUUACAUUGACAUUUGCACAGCCAUUAUUUAUAUUUGCUAAAUAUAUUGUUUGUACAUGUUUUAUUAACAUUAUGUAUUAAGACUGAUAAUCCUUCACAAUGAAUUAUCAUAGCCAUAACACAGAGGAUGGGGAAAACAACUAUGCUAGCAUCUGGUUUUGUCAUAAAGCAAGCCCACAACCCUACCCCUCUGUCCCAGUAGGGGUUUCUAGUUUCAGGUCUGCUUGUCCUGCUUUCACCUUCCUGUUUUCUCUCUAUUGAUCAUCCUCACAUUUCUGACUCAAGUCUCUCCAAAACAUUCAAUUUGUGAGUGUCCUGUCUUAAAAUAA